AAAGUUUCCCUUAUAGUGCGAAGGAGGAAGGGCCAGAAAAGAUCUUCGUCUUCAUCACUCGUUGAAAGAAACAAUGAAUUUUAAAGCCUCAGGAGUCGCAGCGUGAGCGGACAGGCACGAAGUUGAUUGCUGAAGGCCAGCCCUCGAUCAGGAAGUUCGCCAGUGAUUCAGCCUGAUCGGCACGGUGCGAGUCGCUCCGAACGGAGCUUUUGUGCCAGCGAAAUGCACGUCGACUCCAACAGCUGGCGACGUGCCAGCGCCGCGCAAAGCGAACGCAUCCGCGACAGCAACCGAACCGAGCAGCUGUUCCACGAGCUGCGCCUGCUCGUCGACCACAGCGGUGCCUCCACCCCGAUCCACCACCAUCACCAGCGCGACUCCGACGUUGCCGCCACUUCGUCGUUGACUCCGGUGUCUUAUUUUGCGUCUGGCAGUAGAAAGAUGCCACCCAAGAAAUCGGGCAGGGCGCUGCUGCGCGAGGAAGGACUCGAGAAGACGGACAACGACCUACCCUUAACCAGUUGGCCGCAGGUUCAGAUGAUCAAUCAGAAGAACUAUUAUACUGAAUACUUGAAGAGAGACGACCAGUACCUUGCGUAUCGCACUCUGCAAGAGGAGAACUCAAAUCGGCUGCGCAAGGAGGCGCUGGACAGAGCUCGCAAUGGCAUGCAAGUCAACGAGAAUGACACUCCCAUGGAUACCGACGUGCCAAUGGACGACGUCGUGGACACGGCUGGCAACCCGAACGAACCUCACGGAGCAAAGAUCAUCGUCAUUCAUCCAGGCAGCCAGAACCUGCGCAUUGGGCUCGCGAGUGACGUGUUGCCCAAGACCGUGCCUAUGUGCAUAGCACGCAAAUGGAAGGAGAGUGAGUCAGAAGAAGGUGAUGGCGAGCCAGCGCCGAAGCGACUCAAGAUGGCGACAGAGGGCCUGCCAAGAGACAAACAGCACUUGUCUAAGCAGGGCAUCUUUGGUGAAGACUUCCAGGCCACGUAUGCGACAAUGGCAGCAGAUCUGAAGGUGCGCCUUCGAGCCAAAAAGAUCAAGAUCUUGCCAGCACAACGGGAUUUGGUUCAGAAAUUCAACAUGCAGCAGGAACCGCAGAUCAUCUCCGCACAUAAUGACCCCCACCAGAUAGAUUGGACAGAAGUCUCGCCAAAUAAAGCACCGGAGCGCUUCACAGGCAUGGCGGCCCUGCGCAUUCCGGACAAGUCAACGCCGCGCUACCGGCUGACAUGGCCCCUUCGCCAGGGAUGGUUCAACGAACGCGACUACCACGACCGGAACCUUCUUCUAGAUGACUUCUUUGCGAUCAUCGAGGAUGCGCUAAAGAUGGAGCUGGGACUCGGGAGGCGGGACUGGAAAGACUACAGCUGCUGCUUCGUGAUACCAGAUUUGUAUGAGCGCAACUACGUCACACUCAUACUGGACAGUCUGAUGCGUGAAUUCGGUUUUCAACGCGUGUGCUUCAUACAGGAAAGUUUGGCGGCAUCGUUUGGCAACGCGCAGACUUUGACUUGUAUAGUUGAUAUUGGCGCGCAAAAGACAUCGAUCUGCUGUGUUGAAGAUGGCAUGUGCAUUGAGGACUCACGAAUGAACCUCAAAUACGGUGGAUGGGAUGUAACAGAGCUGUUUAUCAAAAUGAUGCUUACAGAUCAGUUCCCAUAUGCGGACAUAAACCUCCGAAGACGGUACGAUUAUGUUCUAGCCGAGGAGCUGAAGGAGAAGUUUACGUCCAUGAAGGAGGAAGAUGUGGUCGUACAGUUAUACGAGUUCCACCUCCGUGCUGCAAACCAAGACACCCGGAAAUACCAGUUCAAGACCUUCGACGAGCCCAUGCUCGCGCCAUUAUCAUUCUGGUAUCCGGGGAUACUCGACCAUUCCGCAAAACUCGAGGGCAGGCGAACAGUCAUUGACCGGAGCUACGACCUGUAUGACGGCACCCCUAACGACCCUUACUCGGCGGCACAAGCCAAUGCCCAGAACUGGACGAGUCAGUAUCUGCCGUUUACCAUCUCAGCACCAGCACAAGGACCGACAGCAGCACCGGCACCGGCACCGCUAGCAGGACCAGAAUCUGCAUCAACUGCAGCAAUCACGGCCACGCCUAGCAAGCCCAAACCUUUUAAUCUGCUGUCCCGUCUCCCUCAGGAUGAUGCUGAAUCCACACCUCGCUCCUCAGUCGCAGGCUCGCCCGCGCCAGAAGGCACUGGAACACCAGAUGCCUCGCGUGCUUCACCUGGGCCGAACACAGCCGAAGGAGGUGUACUUCCAAAUGGCGGCCCUGUCAUAGACAAAUCAACUGAGGCAUUGCGUCUUGCCGAGGAACGCGAUCGCAUUCUUCCCCUGAUGCCGCUGGAUCUCGCUAUCCUGACGUCAAUCCGUGAGGCAGCACGUUCGGAUGAGCGCAAGAUGCGUGACUUCUUCCAGUUCAUCACCGUUGUCGGUGGCGGGGCAAAGAUUCCCCAUCUCCUGAACUUCUUGCAGGAGAAGCUGAGAGAGAUGGUGCCUGGUUUUGGCGAGAAGGGCGUCAUAGUCGCGGGCCCUCAGAGGGAGCUAGAUAGCGGGGUUGUAGUUUGGAAGGGGGGCAGUGUAUUUGCGAGACUGAGCAGCAGCGGAAACGACAGUUGGAUUUGGAGUAGGGAAUACGAUCUCUUAGGAAGUAAGUUGCUGGCUCAAAAGUGCAUGUGGAACUGGUAACUCUAGAGUGGAAAGAAUGGUCGGCUUUGUCACAGUACGAGACGCAUGUAUGCAAGGAUAAAAAGGCAGAGAGGUAUUGAAAAGUUUAAUGCUAACUCGUUCACACUCCAAUCCUCAUCUGUCACCUCUUUUUUGCUUUGAAUCGGAUUUUCGGGAAACGAAUAGUAUUAUGACUCCCUUGGAAAAGUUUGACGAAGAUACGAACGAUCGGAAUAGGCAAAUAUUGGCUGAUUACCCAACAGCCCGAAGAAACUCAAUAUUGUGCCUC
Molecule: messenger RNA, 2968 nt
Organism: Verruconis gallopava
Lineage: Eukaryota; Fungi; Ascomycota; Dothideomycetes; Venturiales; Sympoventuriaceae
Exons: 3
Coding region: 223-2700 (825 amino acids)
Biological process (GO): double-strand break repair; regulation of DNA-templated transcription
Cellular component (GO): Ino80 complex
Source: RefSeq, a predicted model, not a curated record